CCCGACCUGCUGUGUGCCCUUGGGCCUCUGCUUCAGUUGCCCCAUCUGCACAAUAGGAAGCUGGACUCUGGCCUCUAGCAGGCCUCUGCUUAUGCUUCCCCCAUUAAACUGCCCGUGGGCUCGCAUCCUGUUUCUCACUCCCCAUCUGUAUGACUCCGAGCACUAAGGUCCUAUCUAGUACAGGGGACUCGUAGGGCAUAUGCCCCAGGAGUGACAACGAAUGUUUUAAAAAGCUGCAAAUACAGUAUUUGUUGGACAAACUGAUUCCACUCUGGCCAUCAGACUUGCAGGAGAGGAGGUCUUGGAGUCAUUUCACCUGGAGGAGAGAGCUUAGCCUCCUUUAAACCUCAUGCAUAACAGCUAUAAUUUAUUGAGAACCAACGGUGCCAAAAUUGGGGACGCAGCAGAGAACAAACUGAGCAAAGAUCUGCGUCCUCCUGGGGUUGGCAUCCUAGUGGCAGCAUGCCAUGGUGGUAUGGAGCCAAAAUCCGGGCCCCUCACUCAUUGGUCAUGACCUUUCUCUUCCGGAGUGGCAGCCUCCGAGAGAAGCUUCAGGCCAUCCUGCAGGCCACGUACACCCAUUCUUCCAACCUGGCCUGCUUCGUGUUCACCUACAAGGGGCUUUGCGCCCUGCAGUCCUACGCGCAGGGUGAGACCUACCAGGUGCACUCAUUCCUGGCUGCCUUCUUUGGAGGCUGGCUGAUAUUUAGAGAGAACAAUAGCAUCAACAGCCAGAUCAGCAUGUACCUGUUGUCUCGUGUCCUGUUUGCCCUGUGCCGCCUGGGCGUAGAGAAGGGCUACAUUCCCAAACCCAAGUGGGACCCAUUUCCAUGGUUCUCUGCGCUGGUGUGGGGGCUGGUGCUGUGGCUCUUUGAGUACCACCGGCCCACACUGCAGCCCUCGCUGCAGUCCUCCAUGACCUACCUGUACGAGGACAGCAAUGUGUGGCACGACAUCUCAGACUUCCUCAUCUACAACAAGAGCAGCCCCUCAAAGUAGUGUAGUCCUGAGGGACUUAUGGGUGCUUUUUCACCCGAGUCGGCUCCAGGCGGUAUCCAGCUGUGACUCAAGAUUGGCUCCACCAGUGAAACCUCCCAGAGGAUCCUGCCUUCUCAAGAUCAUGGCGCUCAGACUCCAUCUUUUAUUAUCCCAGGGUUCCAUUUUCCGAAGCAAAAGCACCAAUUUUCAAAUCCCAUUAGGUACUCUUGAAUGGUGGAACAAAUGGCCGAAUCAGGUUGAGAAGCCUUGGGCAUGGUUCUAGCUGUGCUGCUGACUUCUGUGACACCAGGGAAAGUCACCCGCUCUGGGCCUCAAGGGUCGUCGAGCUUAAAGGAGGGCCCUGAAAGUGGGUAUGUUCUUCGACUGUUCUUAUGUAAUAGAAGGCUUCUUGCUGGUGGGAAGUGAAUUUGCAAAUAAUGUUUUUACUAAAUAUUGGAUUGUCGGAAAAGUCAUGACGCAUUUUUGCAACAAAAAACAUAGAAAAAAUAUGUCAUGACUUUUCUGAAAACCCAAUACUAAGUUCCUUAUCUCAGGUAUUCUAUUGGAGAAGCUCUAACGUUCCAUGAUCCAAUAGAAACACAGUGAGAAUCAUAUAUGUAAUUGAAAUAUUUCGGAUAUGGCCACAUUAAAAAAAAAAAUGGAAAGAGCCAGAUGAGAUUAACCUUAAUUAUUUAUUUUAGCUCAGAUUUCUAAAAUAUUAUUAUUUCAACAUGUAAUUAAUAUGAAAAUUAACGAGAUAGUUUACGUUCUUUUUUCUUGUACUAAAUCAUCAAAAUCAAGUGUGUUGUA
Messenger RNA from Hipposideros armiger (great roundleaf bat), 1788 nucleotides. RefSeq names its product peroxisomal membrane protein 4 (gene PXMP4). The record is from RefSeq and is a predicted model, not a curated record. Gene Ontology annotation, cellular component: peroxisomal membrane. Bases 463 to 999 code for a protein of 178 amino acids. NCBI's taxonomy places the organism in Eukaryota, Metazoa, Chordata, Mammalia, Chiroptera, Hipposideridae. The transcript has 4 exons.